Physcomitrium patens is the source of this 3991-nucleotide messenger RNA. Lineage: Eukaryota; Viridiplantae; Streptophyta; Bryopsida; Funariales; Funariaceae. The record is from RefSeq and is a predicted model, not a curated record.
AUCGGUGGGCUUGAUCGAACAGCGCCGUUACCCAACUGGUGUAGUGACCGUGCGCAUCGUCGCUGAUCGUUCCUGUGAUGGGUGAUCGGAGCCUCGAUUGAGAUCUGGUGUUACGAUAGAUACAUUCUAACACUAGCUAACACUGUACCUUAGUGUCGUUGCAGUAAAUUCCAGGAAAUGGGGUCGAAGCGUGGCCGUUUCGCGGGAGAAUUGCACUGUGUCAUUGCGGAGGGUGAUGCUGAAGACUCAAAUCCUUCAGGAAAAGAGUGAGGAGAUGGACGAGGAAAUAUGUCAUCCCCAGGAUAUUGUCUCUUGGCCAAGCGUGUUGGUCACCACACGAAAAGCUUCUCCUCAAAUAGUCCAAAUUUAGCACUAUUCUGCGAAAAUAACUGUGGACAAUCAUUUUGUUUCGUCACACUUCUUCGGAAUGAAAAUCCUCGUGGCCUCUUCAGCUGAUUUGUAAACUAACUGGACACACUUUUGAUAACAUUCCAUCGCUUUUUGUGGUAGUUUUCUUAUCCCACGUUCUGCAUCAACAUGCUCUUUCAUCCACACAGCAUCACCGAAUGAGACCAGAUGAUAGACAUCGCAGUUCACCCCCGCCCUCUCAAUUAACCUGCAGUUCGCAACAUUUCUAAUGUUUAGGUCGACUUGCGGAGAAAUUGAAUAAUCACAGCUUCGCAGGCCCUGCGAUGUCGCCAGAUUUUUUCCUACGAAGAAGCUGCUUCCAUUCGUAGGUGAGUGCAGGGACAGUUGUGCUCGGCCACAAAAUACCACCAGGCGUCCACCCCAUCGUAUUUAUUCCGGGUCAAAUACAAGGAGAAUCGGGCAAGAUGCCCUGUUUUUUCUGAAAGGGAAUCAAUGGAGCACACUAUCCGAUGUCACUUCGAAGAGGAAACCUGAAUCCGGCGUGUGGACUUUGCACGGCUAAACUGUAGAGAAAGAGUUUGGUCGCCAUUGUGACCUGUACGUAAGUCAAUGGAUCGUGGGCAGCGUCGUCGAGCUUCGAGUGCAAGUUUCCAAAUGGAGACCGUAUUAGUAGGUGUUGAAUGACGAGCUUGACAUUGUUGGGUCGAAGGAGGUGAAGGGUGUGUGAGCCCCGGCUCUUCGGUGCUAGUUGAAUCUGCGAACCCAGCCCGACGAUGAUGAAUUGGGUCUGGAAAGAGGCUGCGUUGUUUCCUGCUGCUGCUGCUAUUGUGGAUUGUGGAGCGAAUUGAGCCUUAGAAUCGAGCAGGAUGGGUCGAAGAAUACAAGGUAGCGCAAUUGGCACUCUGACGCGUCAGAGUAGGUAGGAUAGUAGCAUGGUAAGUGCUAAGCUGUUCGAAUACACAGCAUACGAAUCUGCAACAGUAGCGCGUUAGUCGAAAUUCUGGACGAGCUACUCCACGAGAAUUGAGCCUGAUCGCGGUUCGAAGCUUGUGAUUGCAAUCAUACCCACCUUUACCCAACGCGAUGGUCGACGAACGAUACGCUUUGUUCAAGGAUUUACUUGGAAGAUAUAGAUCUUAUCGCGUAGAAAUUCUCAGAAACGAAAUACGUCUUCUCUCGUCAUGAACCUGGAAGUUCCCUGGCUGUAAUUCUGCUUCAUCACAUUCUUAUUUGGAGUAGACUUGGCCGACAGGGAGGGACGAACAUGGGCGACGCUCAGGUUCCGCUGCUUGCCGGCCAUUACAACAACGGAGAGCAGGAAAGUCUGAAAGCUGAGUCUGCAGGGAUAAACGCACGCAGUAAGGAUCAAGCGAGCGUCCAAAGGAGAGAUUGCAUCAAUGACGAGGUGUGCGUGACAAUCCCAAUUUCAGAUGAGUUGGAGGAAAACUUGAGUCGAAAAGAGAAAGAUGCUGAUUCUUUCGAAGAGAAUGCGGAUGGGGAUCUCGAGCGAAUGCAGAAGGCGCUGGAACUCUUCUCAGAUGUGCCAUCGUUCGGUAAACUGCCUACCAUAGAUCCCUUCCUCAACAAGACGCCUGCCGUGAGGGGAAUGUACGAGAACCUGAAGACAGUGCUGCUGCUGCCUCUGAUGGUAGUGCGGUUGCUGGUCAUUUUGAUGAUUCUUGUGGUGGGAUUCAUUGCCACCAAGAUAGCGCUGGCAGGGUGGGAGAACGGGCAAUCGGUUCUUCCGAGAUGGCGUCGCAAGCUCAUGUCUGUAACACGACUUUGUGGUCGUGGAAUUCUGUUCUGCUAUGGGUUUCAAUGGAUUCGGCGUAUCGGGCGGCCUGCGCCCAAGGAGGUUGCUCCAAUCGUGGUUUCCAACCAUGUGUCGUUCAUCGAUCCCAUAUUUUACUUUUAUGAGCUUUUUCCUAGUAUCGUGAGCUCCAAGUCGCACGACAGUCUGUUUAUGGCGGGGACCAUCAUCCGUUCAAUGCAGGUUAUUGCUGUCGACAGAACGUCUGCUGAAUCGAGAAAGUCUGCAACAGCUGAAAUCAAAAGGAGAGCGGCUAGCAUGGAGUUUCCGUCUGUAUUGUUGUUUCCCGAGGGCACAACAACGAAUGGGAGGUCACUGAUUUCAUUUAAGCCGGGCGCAUUUGUUCCUGGAUUUCCAAUUCAACCAGUAGUUAUUCGCUACCCCUUUGUUCACUUCGAUAUUUCCUGGGGUGACAUUUCAUUGACCAAUUUAGUGUUUCGGAUGUUCACGCAGUUCAACAACUUCAUGGAGGUUCAGUAUUUACCAGUUAUUUAUCCAUCUGCGUGGGAGGUCGAAAACCCGUCGGAGUUUGCCGACCGGGUUAGGUAUGAAAUGGCACGGGCUCUGUGCGUGCCAGUGACGGAGCAUACGCAUGGUGAUCUGAUGUUGUCUGUGAACGCCCAACGGCUUUUCUUGCGUUUCCCAGCGAAUUACAUGGUGGAAAUGGGGAAAGUGGAGAAGGCACUUGGGUUGAGGACAGGAGAUGUGAAGAAAUUUCUGGAGAAGUUUGCCGCAAUGGGCCCAUCUUGUUGUGGCACCGUCAGCGUGAACCAGUUUCUCGAAUGGCAUCAUUUGCCGAAAUGUUGGAUUUCGAGGAAGAUAUUUGAUCUUUUUGAUAAAUCGAGACAAGGCUUUAUCACCUUCAGAGAGUUUGUGGUUGCAUCAGGGUCAUUUCUUAAAACCCAGGAGUUAAGAAGUCAUAUGCGAGCAGCUUACAGUGCAUGCAACCUUCAAGGCGAUGGUCGUAUCUCACCUAUUGAGUUGGAGAACUGCUUAAAGUUGAGUAUGCCGUCAAUCAACAAUGCCAAGGUGAAGAUGUGGUUUAAGCGGCUUGACCUAGACAAUGACGGAGUUAUAAGCUGGGAGGAGUUUGAAACCUUCAUAGAGACGAACCUUGAGUUAUUACCAAUAUUCAUGAUGUGCACCUGAGCAUAUUGAGUCCACCUAACUUCGAUCAAGCAAUUGUAUACUGUUAUUCCAUUUUGAGUAGAUCCAGAGCAACACCAAAGCUUUCAAACAGACGGAUUGCACGUCAAUAUAUACCAGACUGUUAAGAUGGUCCUGGUUGCUAGAGAACCUUUUUACUUGGUUCUAUCUCUAUCUGUGAUGCUGAGACCAAAUCCAUGCCCAAUCUAACUUGAAAAGUGCAUCACAAGAGGGGCUUGGAACUAUAGCGACACUGUUUUUGGGGUUGCCGUAAUGAUGAGUUGAAUUGUAGCAAGUGUUCAAUCCAGUGGUACUCAUCGAUGUAUACUGGUAUUAUGGAGAAUACUUUUGGGGGAGAAUGCUUGCGUAAAUAUUUAUUGUGUUUAGAGAGUGCGUAAAGUGACAAAUGAAUUAGAUGUGCAGAGACAGACCGUAGUGCCUGAUGUUGUGGAUAAUCGGUGGUGAUAGUUGUUUGGUACAAAAGCAGUGUUUCACACAACAAGCUAUUAGUGUAGGAAUGUUUUUAUAUUGAACACAUAAUGGGCUUGCCGAAAAUAGCGACUUGUUUGUCGAACUCAGUGUCUUACGACUUUGUAACGUACAGCGAUUCUCUACACUAUCCUGUGUCCUGGAGAAUGUAUGAUAAUAUUCGUGACUUUUUUUAUA